Molecule: messenger RNA, 4031 nt
Organism: Ricinus communis (castor bean)
Lineage: Eukaryota; Viridiplantae; Streptophyta; Magnoliopsida; Malpighiales; Euphorbiaceae
Product: myosin-9
Exons: 28
Coding region: 378-3764 (1128 amino acids)
Biological process (GO): vesicle transport along actin filament; actin filament organization
Cellular component (GO): myosin complex; actin cytoskeleton; cytoplasm
Molecular function (GO): ATP binding; actin filament binding; microfilament motor activity
Source: RefSeq, a predicted model, not a curated record
CUGACUGUAUUAGGAAUAAGUAAAAGCAGAACCGACCGACUUUAUUAUACAAUUUUUAAUGCGUAUGAGGAAUUGUUAUGAGUUAGUUUUGUUAGUUAUUAAAAGAAGAAAAAGGGUAUAUAUCUGUACAAUAUGAAAUAUAAACCGCCAGACAACACAGACCACAACAUAGCGAAAAGAAAGGUUUGUUGAUUUCAAACCAUGUCAACCCCCACAAAUCAAGCACAUGAACACAAUUUCCCAAAGCAGAAAAAAAUAUCAAUUUGUGUUUUUCGCUGUAGCAUUUGGAUAAUUUGGAGUAAGAUUCGACUCUCGCUGCGAGUGUUUGUUGGUUUUGUUGAGAGGAUUCGAUUUCCAUGGUUAUUUUAUGAAUUAAAAUGGUUUUACUGGUGAACAUUGAUGUUGGUUCCCAUAUCUGGGUCGGAGAUCCUCAAGUAGCAUGGUUAGAUGGAAUAGUGUUUAACAUUAAAGGAGGGGAUGCUGAGAUUCAAACUGGCGAUGGAAAGACUAUUGUUGCAAGUUUAUCCAGAGUGUACGCAAGAGAUGUGGAAACUCCUGCUGGUGGGGUUGAUGACAUGACUAAGCUGCAAUAUUUGCAUGAGCCUGCAGUUUUGCACAAUUUGGCAACCAGAUAUGAGAUCAAUGAAAUCUAUACUUAUACUGGCAACAUUCUUAUUGCUGUCAAUCCAUUCCAAAGGCUCCCACAUUUGUACGAUGCUUACAUGAUGGAACAAUACAAGGGAGCACGGGUUGGAGAACUAAGCCCUCAUGUUUUUGCAAUUGCUGAAAUUUCAUAUAGGGAAAUGAUUAAUGAGGGUAAAAGCAACUCAAUUCUUGUUAGUGGUGAAAGUGGGGCUGGUAAAACAGAAACAACUAAAAUGCUCAUGCGCUACCUUGCAUAUUUGGGUGGCAAUAAGGCUGCUGAAGGACGGACAGUUGAACAAAAAGUCCUAGAGUCAAAUCCAGUUCUUGAAGCAUUUGGCAAUGCCAAGACUGUCAGAAAUAACAAUUCCAGCCGUUUCGGGAAAUUUGUUGAGAUUCAAUUUGAUGAGCAUGGAAGAAUAUCAGGAGCAGCCAUCAGAACUUAUCUUCUUGAGAGAUCUCGAGUUUGUCAAAUCUCAGAUCCCGAGCGCAACUAUCACUGCUUUUACCUUUUAUGUGCUGCACCACAAGAGGAGAUUGAGAAGUAUAAGCUUGGAAAUCCCAGGUCUUUUCAUUAUCUUAAUCAAUCCAGUUGCUAUGAACUGGUUGGUGUUGAUGAUGCCCAUGAUUAUACAGCCACUAGAAGAGCUAUGGAUGUUGUUGGAAUAAGUGAGAAAGAACAGGAAGCUAUUUUCAGAGUUGUGGCUGCAAUUCUUCACCUUGGCAAUAUUGAUUUUACGAAGGAUGAAGAUAUUGAUUCCUCAGUUGUAAAAGAUGAGUCCAAUUUUCAUCUCCAAAUGACAGCUGAGCUUCUCAUGUGUGAUCCUCAAUCAUUGGAAGAUGCACUAUGUAAGCGUGUAAUGAUAACCCCGGAAGAAAUCAUAAAAAAAAGUCUUGAUCCUCAUGGUGCGGCAGUUAAUAGAGAUGGUUUAGCCAAGACAAUAUAUUCACGGUUGUUUGAUUGGUUGGUGGAUAAAAUUAAUGUGUCUAUUGGGCAAGAUCCUAACUCAAAUUGUCUGAUUGGAGUCCUUGACAUUUAUGGCUUUGAAAGCUUUAGGACUAACAGUUUUGAACAGUUCUGCAUUAACUUUACAAAUGAAAAGCUGCAACAGCAUUUCAACCAGCAUGUGUUCAAGAUGGAUCAACAAGAAUACAUAAAAGAGGAAAUUAACUGGAGCUACAUAGAAUUUGUAGAUAAUCAAGAUGUUCUAGACCUUAUUGAGAAGAAACCAGGUGGGAUCAUUGCCCUGCUUGAUGAGGCAUGUAUGUUUCCAAAAGCAACUCAUGAGACAUUUUCUGAGAGGCUUUAUCAGACCUUCAAAGAUCACAAGCGGUUCGUUAAGCCAAAACUGACUCGCACAGAUUUUACCAUCAUUCAUUAUGCAGGAGAGGUUCAAUAUCAGUCUGAUCAGUUUUUAGACAAAAACAAAGACUAUGUUGUUCCUGAACAUCAGGAUUUGUUGUCUGCUUCUCGAUGCUCUUUCGUAGCAGGCCUGUUUCCUUCACUUUCUGAAGAGACCACCAAAUCAUCAAAGUUCUCAUCUAUCGGUUCCCGUUUUAAGCUGCAGCUGCAGCAGCUGAUGGAUAUACUGAAUUCUACUGAGCCCCACUACAUUAGAUGUGUGAAGCCGAAUAAUUCUCUAGAACCUUCUGUAUUUGAUAGUAUCAAUGUCUUGCAACAACUACGUUCUGGUGGAGUUCUUGAGGCAAUCAGAAUCAAAUGUUCUGGAUUUCCUGCUCAUAGGACCUUCUCUGAGUUCCUGCAACGAUAUGGAAUGCUUGCAGCAGAGAUUCGGAGGGGCAACUAUGAAGAGAUGGCUGCAUGCAAAUUCAUCUUGGAAAAGAUGGAGCUUACAGGGUAUCAGUUGGGGAAAACCAAGGUUUUCUUAAGAGCUGGUCAUAUGGCCGAUUUAGAUGCACAAAGAGCCAGAUUACUCCGCAGCUCAGCAACAGUCAUCCAGCGGCAGGUCAGAACUCGUGCUGCUCGUAAUAAUUUCAUCCUCAAGAGGCAGGCUUCUAUUCAUAUACAAUCUCAAUGGAGAGGGAAACUCACUCGUGAAUUAUAUAAGGAGAUGAAACGAGAGGCAGCUGCUGUCAAAAUUCAGAAGAAUUUACGUAGACAACUGGCUACAAGAUCGUUUAAGGGGAUUAAGUCCUCUGCAGUUGUCUUGCAAACAAGUUUGCGGGUAAUGGCUGCACGUAAGGAAUUAAGAGUCAAGGAGCAAACCAAGGCUGUAACUUUCCUUCAGGCCAAUUGGCGCUCUCGCAAAGCUGUUUCAUGCUAUAAGAAGAGUAAGGAAGCAUCAGUUGUUUCCCAACAUAGUUUGACAGAAAGUACUGCAGGGAGAGAGCUUAUCAACUCGAGCAUGGAAGCAGAAGAAACAGAUUUACUCCUGGAAAAGAAUGAUAAACUUGAGAGACAAGUGGAGGAACUCACUUGCCAUUUGCAGUCUGAAAAACAAUUGAGGAUUGAAUUGGAAGAAGCAAAAGGGCGAGAGAUAACAGCACUGCUGCAUUCCCUGAAAAUGAUGCAAAACCAAAUUGAUGAGACAAAUGCAGUUCUGUUCAAGGAACGUGAGGCUGCACAAAAGGAAAAUGGAGAACGUCUUGUUUUUGCAAAAACAUUGAUGCUUGAUGAUGAUGCAAAGGAGAUUGAGAGCUUAAAGGCAUCAGUAUGGGAAGAAAAACAAAGAGCUGAUAGUUCUGAAAGGAAAUACGCUGAAGCCCAAGAAUUAAGUGAGAUAACACGUAAGAAAUUAAGAGAAACUGAAAAGAGAGUGUGUCAACUUCAAGACUCUUUGAACAGGAUGUUAUAUUCCAUGUCAGACCAAUUUGCAGAGCUGAAAAUGAUGUUGCACACCUCAUCAAACUCGACUUCAACGUCUCGACCCAUUGCCCCAAAUGUGAAGGUUGACGUUGCUUCUGAUAUCUCUGAUGCCUCGUCCAGUGAUACUGAUUUCUCUUUUCCAGCUCCAGCUUUAUCUCCAGCCUCAGAUAAUUUCUCUUCUCCCAAUGAUAAUACUUGCCCGUUGGCAGUUGAGGACAUUUCAACAACAGAAGUUUCAGAUUCAAAGAAGUGGAAUGGUGAAAAGGACACGGGAGCAUUUGACGACUACUUCUGAUGUAACUUCUUCUUGUUCCUUUUCCUUUCUAGCUUAGAGGUUAACUCAACAAGAGAUUGUCCGAAUUAAAGGAUAGGCAACCACACCUGAACUACUAUAUUAUAAACGGAUUUUUUUCCCAAGGAUAUAUAACCAGUCAGGUAAUCCUGUCCAAAAGGGGAAAAGAAAAAUAAAACUAAUUCUAGUAGCUACUGUAAAUUCGUGGCUAGUUCACUAACAUACAAUGUAAUUAUGCAAAAAUUAUAGCAUUAUGCAGGUUUCUCAGCA